AUGGGUACUUUUCAUUCCGUGAUCACACCCAAAGAGCUCAUGUUCCCUCGUAGCCGUCAGCUCCUGCGCGCUCUAGCGCGUCGCAGCGCCGCAUCCUCGGCCACUCGCUUCGUGCACGCUCAUCCUGUGGCUGGGCGGGCCGCUGCCGCCCUGCAGACGCGCGCCACGUCGCCGUUCUUGGCUCGCAAUGGCGCGCUGCGCUCCAUGUUCAUCCAGACCGAACCAACACCAAACCCGCUGAGCGUCAAGUUCCUGCCUGGGCGCACAGUGCUGGAUGACCGCUUUACAACGGGCGUGGACUUUACACCUUCCUCGGAGGAGGUGCGUCGCUCGCCACUGGCCAAGAAGCUGUUCCAGAUCGAAGGCGUGACGCGCGUGUUCUUCGGUAAAGACUUCAUCUCGGUCACUAAGACGGAGGACGAGGACUGGGAUGCUCUAAAUGCUGAAAUCUUCGCGACGAUCAUGGACUUCUUCGCUUCUGACGAGCAAGUCAUGUCUGAUGAGCCUAUCAUCACGGACACGACGAUCCUGCCGGACGAUGACGAAGUGGUGGCCAUGAUCAAGGAGCUGCUGGAGCAGCGUAUCCGUCCUUCGGUGCAGGACGACGGUGGCGACAUUUUCUACAAGGGAUUCGAUGAGAAGACGGGCAUGGUCUUGGUCCAGCUUGCUGGCUCGUGUGCAGGCUGCCCCAGCUCCUCUGUGACGCUCAAGCACGGCGUGGAGAACAUGCUGAAGCACUACAUCCCGGAGGUGCGUGGCAUUGAGGAGUGGGUUGACGAAGAGCUCAACGCCGUGAACGAGAAGGAGUUCCGUACGCUCGAAGAGAAGCUACGCUCCGUCGGUAUCCCCAGCGAAUAA
Phytophthora nicotianae INRA-310 is the source of this 858-nucleotide messenger RNA. RefSeq lists its product as hypothetical. Gene Ontology annotation, cellular component: mitochondrion. Bases 1 to 858 code for a protein of 285 amino acids. Lineage: Eukaryota; Oomycota; Peronosporomycetes; Peronosporales; Peronosporaceae. The transcript is spliced from 4 exons. The record is from RefSeq and is a predicted model, not a curated record. Gene Ontology annotation, molecular function: iron-sulfur cluster binding; iron ion binding. Gene Ontology annotation, biological process: iron-sulfur cluster assembly.